AUGUACCUUUCCGCCUGGUGCUUCGUGCUGUGCUGGGCGCCUGCCCUGACGCUGAAGAACCUGAACUACUCGGUGCCCGAGGAGCAGGGCGCCGGCACGGUGAUCGGCAACAUCGGCCGCGAUGCCCGGCUGCAGCCCGGGCUGCCGUCGGUGGAGCGCCCCCGUGGCGGCGCCAAGUCCACCUUCCGCGUCCUGGAGAACUCGGCGCCGCACCUGCUAGACGUGGACGCCGACAGCGGCUUGCUCUACACCAAGCAGCGCCUGGACCGCGAAGCGCUGUGUCGCCGCAGCGCCAAGUGCCAGCUCUCGCUGGAGGUCUUCGCCAAUGACCAGGAGAUCUGCAUGAUCAAGGUGGAGAUCCAGGACUUGAACGACAACGCGCCCGCCUUCCCGGCCGACCAGGUGGACCUGGACAUCUCCGAGAACGCCGCGCCCGGCACGCGCUUCCCGCUGGCCAGCGCGCACGACCCGGACGCUGGCGAGAACGGGCUGCGCACCUACCUGCUCACGCGCGACGACUACGGCCUCUUCGCGCUCGACGUGAAGGCGCGCGGCGACGGCACCAAGUUCCCCGAGCUGGUGGUGCAGAAGCCGCUGGACCGCGAGGAGCAGAGCCACCACGCGCUGGUGCUGACGGCGCUGGACGGCGGCGACCCGCCGCGCUCGGGCACGGUGCAGCUGAACGUGCGCCUCAUUGACUCCAACGACAACAGCCCCGUCUUCGAGGCCGCCUCCUACGUGGUGGAGCUGCUGGAGAAUGCGCCCCUGGGCACGACGGUCAUCGACCUCAACGCCACCGACGCCGACGAGGGCACCAACGGGGAGGUGCUCUACUCCUUCAGCGGCUACACGCCCGAGCGGGUGCGUGAGCUCUUCAGCAUCGACCCACAGACGGGCCUGAUCCGGGUGAAGGGCAACCUGGACUACGAGGAGGGCGCGCUCAUUGAGAUCGACGUCCAGGCCCGUGACCUGGGGCCCAACCCCAUCCCCGCCCACUGCAAGGUCACAGUGCGCCUGGUGGACCAGAACGACAACGCGCCCUCCAUUGGCUUUGUCUCCGUGCGCCAGGGGGCCCUGAGCGAGGCUGCCCCUCCGGGCACCGUCAUUGCCCUGGUGCGGGUGACCGACAGGGACUCGGGCAAGAACGGGCAGCUGCAGUGCCGGGUGCAGGGGGACAGCAGCGGCGGGGAUGGAGCGGUGCCCUUCACCCUGGAGGAGAACUACGACAACCUGUACACGGUCGUGACAGACCGGCCCCUGGACAGGGAGGUGCAGGACGAGUACAAUGUCACCAUCCUGGCCAGAGACGGGGGCGUGCCCCCACGCAACUCCACCAAGUCCUUCACGGUGAAGGUCCUGGAUGAGAACGACAACCCGCCCCGCUUCAGCAAGAGCCUCUACGUGCUCCAGGUGCCCGAGAACAACAUCCCAGGCGAGUACCUGGGCUCUGUGCUGGCCAAGGACCCUGACCUGGGCCAGAACGGCACGGUGUCCUACUCCAUUCUGCCUGGCCACGUGGGCGAUGUCUCCAUCUACACCUACGUCUCUGUCAACCCCACCAACGGGGCCAUCUAUGCCCUGCGCAGCUUCAAUUACGAACAGACCAAGCACUUUGAGUUCCACGUGCUGGCCAAGGACUCUGGCUCCCCGCACCGGGAGAGUAACGCCACCGUCCGCGUCACCGUGCUCGACGUCAACGACAAUGCCCCCCUCAUCGUGCUGCCAGCCCUGAUCAACGACACGGCCGAGCUCCAGGUGCCCCGCAACGCUGGCGUGGGCUACCCCGUGGGCACUGUCCGUGCCUUGGAUAGCGAUUUUGGGGAGAGUGGGCGCCUCACCUACGAGAUCGUGGAGGGCAAUGAGGAGCACCUCUUUGAGAUGGACCCUACGAGUGGUGAGAUCCGCACCUUGCAUCCCUACUGGGAGGAGCUGAGCCCCGUGGCCGAGCUGGUGGUGAAGGUCAGCGACCACGGGAAGCCCAGCCUGUCGGCCGUGGCCAAGCUGAUCGUCCGCUCCUCGGCUGGGCCCCUGCCGGAAGCAGGCGAGCCCCAGGUGAAUGGCGAGCAGCACCGGCGGCCGCACUGGGACCUGUCCCUCCCCCUGAUUGUCACCCUGAGCACUGUCUCCAUCAUCCUGCUGGCCGCCAUGAUCACCAUCGCCGUGAAGUGCAAGCGCGAGAACAAGGAGAUCCGCACCUACAACUGCCGCAUCGCUGAGUACAGCCACCCCCAGCUGGGGGGGGGCAAGGGCAAGAAGAAGAAGAUCAGCAAGAACGACAUCAUGCUGGUGCCCAGCGAAGGGGAGGACAGCCGGGGACCCCUCAACGUCAUGAACGUGGUGAGCAGCCCUUCCUUGGCCACCUCGCCCAUGUAUUUUGACUACCAGACGCGCCUGCCCCUUAGCUCCCCCCGGUCCGAGGUGAUGUACCUGAAACCUGCCUCCAACAACCUGACUGUGCCGCAGGGACAUGUGGGAUGCCACACCAGCUUCACAGGCCAAGGGACUAACGUCACCGAGGCUCCCCCGAGCCGGAUGUCCAUUAUACAGACAGACAAUUUUCCCGCAGAGCCCAAUUACAUGGGCACGAGGCAGCAGUUUGUUCAAAGUAGUUCCACGUUCAAGGACCCUGAGCGAGCGAGCUUGAGGGACAGUGGGCAUGGAGACAGCGACCAAGCAGACAGUGACCAAGAUACUAACAAAGGCUCUUGUUGCGACAUGUCGGUUAGGGAGGCACUCAAGAUGAAAACGACUUCAACUAAAAGCCAGCCACUCGAACAAGAGCAAGAGGAGUGCGUUAAUUGCACAGACGAAUGCCGAGUGCUUGGUCAUUCUGACAGAUGUUGGAUGCCCCAGUUCCCCACUGCCAACCAGGCUGAAAAUGCAGACUAUCGAACAAAUCUCUUUGUCCCCACAGUGGAAGCGAACGUUGAGACUGAGACUUACGAAACUGUGAACCCCACAGGGAAAAAGACUUUUUGUACAUUUGGGAAAGACAAGCGAGAGCACACUAUUCUCAUUGCCAAUGUAAAACCUUAUCUCAAAGCCAAACGUGCCCUGAGUCCCCUCCUUCAGGAGGUUCCUUCAGCAUCCAGCAGCCCAACCAAGACCUGCAUUGAGCCUUGCACCUCCACAAAAGGACCGCUGGAGAGUUGCGAAGCCAAGACGGGACCCUUGGCUGACCCCAACAGCCAGUACGUGACGGCCACCGACAGCCCGUAUCUGUCGCCCAGUAAACAGUCCGGAAGUGCUCCCUUCCUCUCCUCUGAUCCCAUGGCUAGGGUCUUUGCAGAGGUGCAUUCCCGAGUGAGCCGAGACCCCACUGAGAUGGACUCUGUGUUGGAGCAGAUCGAGCGUUCCAACAGGGAACUAGGCAGAGAGUCCGUGGAUGCAGAAGAAGUCGUGCGGGAGAUUGACAAGCUUCUACAGGACUGUCGGGGGAAUGACCCUGUGGCUGUGAGGAAAUGA
This is a messenger RNA of Varanus komodoensis (Komodo dragon), 3465 nucleotides long. RefSeq names its product protocadherin 17 (gene PCDH17). Bases 1 to 3465 code for a protein of 1154 amino acids. Gene Ontology annotation, biological process: homophilic cell-cell adhesion. Gene Ontology annotation, molecular function: calcium ion binding. Gene Ontology annotation, cellular component: plasma membrane. Lineage: Eukaryota; Metazoa; Chordata; Lepidosauria; Squamata; Varanidae. The transcript is spliced from 5 exons. The record is from RefSeq and is a predicted model, not a curated record.